Sceloporus undulatus (fence lizard) is the source of this 2510-nucleotide messenger RNA. RefSeq names its product von Willebrand factor A domain containing 1 (gene VWA1). The transcript has 6 exons. Gene Ontology annotation, molecular function: protein binding. Bases 450 to 1949 code for a protein of 499 amino acids. The record is from RefSeq and is a predicted model, not a curated record. NCBI's taxonomy places the organism in Eukaryota, Metazoa, Chordata, Lepidosauria, Squamata, Phrynosomatidae.
UCUGGUGCAGCUGCAAAACUAGAAAAGUUGGCAGCUCUCUGUGAAGCAGUUGGGAUGCUUCCAAAAAGGCUGGCAGCGCCAGCAGCUCAUUGGGGGCCGUUGUCCAUUGCUGGUGAUGCUGCUCCAGAGAGAGGUGGUUCCAGCUGCUGGUGUGCACUUCCCUCUUUUUUCCCAGAAGGGUUCAGAAGCAGCGGCAGAAACACCAAGAGACCAAGGGGGCUGUCUCUGAAGCAGCCACUCCUGUCCAAAGAAGAGGAAGAAGUCUCCUUUUCCAGCUGCGCCAGGCGAGGAUUGGAAAAGACUAGAAAGGCUGACAGCCGGUGUCUGGCUCUUUAUACUCAGAGAGCCAGAGCAGCCUUCCACUGAAAUCCGUUUGUAGCAUGCCCAGACUGUGGCUCUCUCUUCCCAGCUUCGAGAGCCUGGGUUUAAGGUAGCUGCAGUGCUAGGCGAUGGAUCCUGAAGUUCUGCUACUUAUCCUCUGCCUUCCUGCCCUUCUUGGAGAAAGGCUCCUUCUGCACAGAGGUCCUCAGCCCUCCGUUCCUGAUUUAGAAGGGGACCUUCUCUUCCUGUUGGACAGCUCUGGCAGUGUCUCUUUCUAUGAGUUCUCCAGAGUCAAAGAGUUUAUUGCUGACUUUCUCCAUCCGUUCACUUUUGGGCCCCAUGAUGUCCAGACUGGUAUUGUCCACAUCAGCAGCAUGCCCAGCCUUGAGUUCCCCUUUGACCGCUAUCAUUCCAGCGGGGCAGUUCAGCACGCUGUCCGCAACAUCCAGCAGAAGAUGGGAGACACCAACACAGGCAAAGCCCUCUCCUUCGCUAAGGAGAAGCUCUUCACAGAUGAGGCUGGGGCCAGGGCCAAUGUGCCCAAAGUGGUGGUUUGGGUGACUGACGGCUUCUCCACAGAUGACAUUUCCCAGCCCAUGCAGCUGCUGAAGGACAUGGGAGUCACUGUUUUCAUUGUGAGCACUGGACGGGGGAACUACUUGGAACUUUCUGCUGCUGCCAGCCAGCCCCCUGAGAAGCACCUCCAUUUUGUGGAUGUGGAUGACUUGACCAUCAUUACUAAGGAGCUCAGAGAUGCCAUCGCUGGGAUCAUGCACGCUAAGCGUCUGCGAGCUACAGAGAUUUCUUCAAACAGCUUCCGACUCAUUUGGCCCCAGCUUCUGACGCGCGACACUGGAUAUUAUGUUCUGGAGUAUGCCCCAAAUGGACACCCCAGGCAAAAAUUGACCAAACAGAUGCCCGGCGACCACACCAGCAUCGUAGUGAACAACCUGGAGCCCCAAACCACUUACGAGGUUGCCCUCAUCCCAGAGUCGAAUGAGAGGUACAUCCCUCCUCAAGUCACCAGGGUUGCCACUUUGGAAGAAGUGAUCAGCCCAGCUCGAGUCCUCAUCUCAGAAUCCAAACCCCACAGCGUUAGGGUCAGCUGGUCUCCAGUUCCAGAGAGUGUGGCCAGCUAUCAGAUCAUGUAUGGCCCUCUGCCUGGGAAUGCCAUCAAGAUCGUGGAGGUGAAAGGGAGCCUGAACAGCACUGUCUUGGAGGAUCUGCUGGCCAACACCACCUAUCUGGUGACAGUCUCUGCCAUUUAUAAGUCGGGCAAAGAGAAAGCACUGUCGGCGAAAGCCUGCACUCAGGAAGAGUACUCCAAAAUAAAGCACCUCCGCUUUGAAGACAUGAGCCCCACCACUGUAAAGGCCUCCUGGGACCCUGCAGACGGCAACGUUGUAGGCUACCACAUCCGAUGCCGGCGGCAAGCGGGCCCUUCGACCCUCCUCAGUGUCUCGCCUCAGAUUCACAGUGUGUUGCUGUCAGAUCUGGCUGCGGGCAGCACCAACAAAGUGUGUGUGAGGCCCGUGUACAGGAAUUUGCUCGGCACAGGGCUGUGCAGGAUGAUACACAUGCAGCCAGCUUCAUUACCCAGAGGCUACAGGCACCAGCAGAGAGUAUGAGCAUUAAUGGACUGGAGAGGAACCUCUGUGGAGCAGAGGGAAAGGACUGGACACAAAAGAACAUGGCAGGUGUACCUAUAUAAGCCACACUCCCAAACCCACCAGACCCCUAGCUCCCUUGUAGCCAUUGUGUCUGAAAAUGCCCAAGAUGUUGUUUGUGCAUAGAAGACUCUCCACCCAGACAUUGAUAUCCACCUGGAUGCUGCCAUGAUGAGCUACUGGCUAAUGCUUUCCUUAUUCUGCCUGAUACCGUAUUCCAGAAAUAGCAAAACUCUGGGAAUCAAAAUCUCUCUGUCCGUAAUGUAUUUGUAUUUAUUUGUGUUUAGUGUUGGUCAUAAAUGAUAAAGAAGGUUGCAGGUCUCCCUUCCCCUAUUCCCUCCAGAUAUCCAACUUUCUUUCUUUUCCUCUUUGCCACGAGACCAGGGGUUGAACUAUGUCUUGGCCAUGGAAACCCACUGGGCAAAUCACACUUGGGCAAGUCACACUGUCUCAGCCUAGGAAGGCAAUGGCAAAAGGCCAAACAAAUAUUUCCUUCACCUUAGGGUUGUAUCACUGUUUAAU